Messenger RNA from Photinus pyralis (common eastern firefly), 4139 nucleotides. RefSeq names its product endoplasmic reticulum mannosyl-oligosaccharide 1,2-alpha-mannosidase-like. The coding region runs from base 1268 to 3034 and encodes 588 amino acids. The transcript has 7 exons. The record is from RefSeq and is a predicted model, not a curated record. Gene Ontology annotation, cellular component: endoplasmic reticulum; membrane. NCBI's taxonomy places the organism in Eukaryota, Metazoa, Arthropoda, Insecta, Coleoptera, Lampyridae. Gene Ontology annotation, molecular function: mannosyl-oligosaccharide 1,2-alpha-mannosidase activity; calcium ion binding. Gene Ontology annotation, biological process: carbohydrate metabolic process; N-glycan processing.
CCAUCUAUUUCCACAUUUCCCUGAACUUUAGAUAGCUAGGUACUACAGCUUUCAAUGUGCUUUCCACAUAUUUUAGGUCUUCUAUAUACUUUUAGAGACUAGAGAGUUCCAGAAGGAUUUUAAAAGGCUUUCUAGGUGCAUUUUAGAGCAUUUGAAGGCUUUUCAGAGUUUCAUACAUGCUUUACUAUAACGUUUUUCCAGCCACCAGACCACUUCCUCUCCAAAGCUUCUUCACUUGCUGCUGGAGACCAUUCACCUGCAGGUCUUUUCUAGGAAUAUUCGAUUGCUAUCACUGCAUAUGUUCGCCUAUAGCUUUGGGAAAGGCAUAGAAAAGUUCUAAGAAGGAAUUAAUUAGCUUUAUUUACUGCACUUGCUAGGGAUGGGUCAUAUCAAAGCAUUUCACAACUUUAUGCGUCUGUUACUCUGGAAAGCAUGUUACACAUUUUUCAUAGUGUUCAAAACUUUUCUUAAUUAAAAAACCCACAACAUACAUUUUUACAGAAGACUAACAAGUUUUCUUUCCGAAGAAAAUGCCGUAGGUACUGGGGGUUGCUUUUGAAAGUCUGAUUUUGAGGACUUAAUUGGUGCCAAAAAUCUAAAGGACCAAAAAACUACCUCAUGAGAAUCAAAAUACUCUCAAACUCUUGAGAAAGCGGACAAUUUUGAAGGGUUUUGGAAAGUUUAGCAAAUUUUCCUCAUUUCAUUGCUCUGAAGCCUUUAAAAACUACCGACUUUCCGAGUUAAAAAAUACCCUGGGAAAUUUUAAAAUUUCUUAGCGUAUUGUAUCAUUUAAAAUUUUAGGUGCGUCUAUAGCGCUAAAAGAAUAAAAAUUAUAUAAGUGGAUUGUUGUUGUAUCUACAAACCAUGUAAGUACACGUAGAGGACAAAUAAAGUUGACAUAUGUCAACAAAGGAACUAUCUGAGAAAACACUUAAGUGCAGCAAAGAAGAAACUUUAGUGUUGAAUUUGAAAUUCGAAUUUAUCUAUGAAUAGUGGCGCUAUCUACAAAUAUUUACGACGUGAAUGUAAACUGAUUUGGGUCUACCUGUCACCUUUCGAUCCAAGUUAUCUGUGGUCGUCGCCCCUUCUCCUGUCAGGUGAAGUGUAUAUUCUGUGGUAAUUUUUUCUGCCACGAUGUAAAUGGAAAAUUUGUUUUCCACGAAAAAACAGGAAUUGUACUUGGUUCCAUAAUUAACCGAAUUUGCUUACAACUUAUUCCUCUUCAACGCCCGUCAAAAAUGCGAUAAUAGCUCAAUUGAAAGAAGCCAUGGAUGCUUCGAAAAGUCAUCAUGUUUCCAUACUACUCUCUUCAGAUGGAUACAGCAAAGAGGCCAAGAAGACUAAAAGCAUUUGGAGGUGGUGGAAUCAACUAUCACGAUUCCAACGUAGCUUAGUUUACAUGUUCAGUGCUGCUGUGUUAUUUACAAUUGUAUACUUCUUACCCGGCUACUCGGAGAACUCAAUUGUCGAUGUUAAUAAGGCUGAGGUGAAUACCAUUAAGAAGGAUGUCUUGGUGAAUAUAAGAAAUGAUCCACGCGACGUCGAAAACGAUUUUAACGAGAUAGAGAAUGAAAACCAAGUGUUAGAGGAGCCUGCCGACGUACCAGUUGAAGAAAUUAAUAAUGCCAAGCAUGUGCUGGCUCGUCCCAACAUUGGGGUGCAGUUUUCAGGUGUUUUGGACGAUAGACAGCAGGCCGUUGUCGAUGCGUUCAAGCACGCGUGGAAAGGUUACCGGCAGUUUGCGUGGGGGCACGACCAUUUAAAGCCGAUGUCUGAGGGUUAUCACGAUUGGUUCGGGCUGGGAUUAACAAUUGUUGAUUCGUUAGAUACCCUUUAUAUCAUGGGGUUGAAAAAAGAGUUUCUUGAAGCUCGAGAGUGGGUCGAGAAGUUUCUACACUUUGAUAAGAAUAGAGACGUCAACUUGUUCGAAGUCACAAUCAGAGUGUUAGGAGGGUUGCUGAGCACUUUUCAUCUGAGCGGUGAUAAAAUGUUUCUCAAUAAAUCUAUUGAUCUGGGUGAUCGUUUACUGCCUUGCUUUGAUACGCCGAGCGGUGUUCCAUUUUCUGAUAUUAAUUUAUUUACCACUAAGGCUCACGCACCAAAGUGGUCACCUGAUAGUAGCACAUCUGAGGUCACCACCAUUCAGCUGGAAUUUAAAGAUUUGAGUAGAAGUAGUGGGAUUUUCAAAUAUGAGGAAGCAGUGGCAAAGGUGGCGUACCAUGUACAUACGUUAGAAAAAAGAGACGGUUUAGUUCCUAUAUUCAUAAACGCAAACUCUGGGCAGUUUCGAUCUCACUCCACCGUAACACUCGGAGCAAGAGGCGACAGCUACUACGAGUACUUACUUAAACAGUGGAUUCAAACCGGAAAAACAAUUGACUACUUGAGAGACGAUUACAUCGAAGCGAUUAAUGGUGUUCAAAAGCAUCUGGUUCAGAGAACCGUACCCAACGGUUAUUUAUUCAUCGGCGAGCUGUUGGUCGGCGGAAAGGAUUUUAAACCUAAAAUGGAUCAUUUGACGUGCUAUUUGCCCGGGACACUUGCGUUGGGAGUACAUCAUGGAAUGCCCCAAAGUCAUAUGAAGCUAGCCGAAGAGCUGAUGACUACCUGCUAUCAGACGUAUGUUCAACAACCCACUUUUCUGGCACCAGAAAUCACUUACUUCAACAUACAUGCAGAUAACUCGAACGAUAUGUACGUCAAAACCAACGACGCGCACAAUCUGCUGAGGCCCGAGUUCAUCGAAAGUCUCUGGUACAUGUAUCAAAUAACGAAGAACGCCACAUAUCAAGAUUGGGGUUGGAACAUCUUUCAGGCGUUCGAGAAGUACACGAAGGUAGUGAACGGCUACACGUCGAUCGGUAACGUACGUAACACGGCAAAUGUUCGUCCCAAAGAUUUGAUGGAAUCAUUUUUUCUUAGCGAAACCUUAAAGUAUUUAUAUUUAUUAUUUAGUAGUAAUCCUAAGCUGUUAGAUAUUGAUAAAUACGUUGUGAAUUCUGAGGCUCAUCCUCUACCUAUAUAUUCAUCGUGAUCUAUAAAGCAAUAGUCAGUGUUAUCUAGUCUUAAUGAAAGCGUAGUAGAAUUGAAAAUUUUGAUUGUUAGGUAAUUGUUUUUAUUUAUGUGGUGAGGAUAAUAGGUUAUAGUGAUCAUUAGUGGAAAUCUGUGUGGUUUGAAGAAUCUGUUUUGUGUUGUAUGUAUCAAAGAGUGUGUAAGAAGGAUGUAACGGUAUUUUGUAUCUACGUAUUACAUACUCUUUGAUUGUGUCGCAUGGUUAUCAAUGUUAAAAAAAAGUCUGAUUAGUUAAAUGUUGUCUUGCACAGUAUUAACCAUUACAACUGACUUUCAAUGGUAUUAAUUCACAUUCCUAAACAUUUUCCCAGUUAGGCUAUUAUUACCACCAGGCAAAUUCAAACUGCAUUUUUUGUACUUCCAUUAGUAUUAAUUUGUCGUGACAAAUUUCCCAAGUGGGUUUGUAAAUUAUAUAGUAGCAGUUAUGCUAGUAAACAAACUAGUUGCUACAUUCCUUCACUUACGUCCCAUUAUUUAUAAAUGGAAAGUAGUCAACUAAUUUGUUUGCUAAUAUGAUUAGUAUGUAUGCAAUAAGUGUGUAGAUUUUUUUCCAGGCAGCAGUAGAAGUGCGUAAUAAUAUCAUCUUCGUCCGUAUUACUCAGUAUUAUUAUUAACAAUGGUUGUUUACUUAUUAUAUUUGGAAGAGCAUAAUAUUAAAAUUGCGACAGUAUUAUCGAUGAAUAUGUAAAUACUCUUGCCAGAUGUGAAAACAUCUUCAAUUUUUUGUAUAGAGAUUUGAUUACCAUGUGACCUGCUUGAAAUCAAUUUUAUGAUGAAUGUUCAGUUGUUACGUGCAUGUAAUUUAACAUUAAUUUAUUCUUAACUUAAUUGAAUUGUAUUUAUUGUAAAUAGUUGAAAUUAUGUUGUUUUGUUGUAACACAGGAUGCCAAUAUACAGUGGAUUGUGUCAUAUAGGCGUUUAGUGCUAAUGACACAUUCAGUGUAGUUGUUUUGCAUAUUGUUCAUUUUAAACAUGUAUCUGCAAUCAGCUGUUUUAGACAAGUAAAUCCUCUCGAUAUUGCUAUUCUGUGAUGGACUAUGAUUAUUAAAAGUAAAAAUUGAUAUUAA